CUCGGAAUCGAAAUGGCGAUUCCAAAUCUGUUAUCAAAAUUUUCUCCAUCUAUAAAUACUACUCACGCACACUUUUUACACAGCCUUACGAACUUACACAUAGUCACACACACAGAAGAAGAGGAAAAAUUUGCUUAAGAGAGGGAGAAGAGGAGAAGUUGCUUCAGAGAGGAAGAAGAAAAGUUGGUAACGAUGGCGAGGAGACCAGUGAACGCGUUUGCAAAUAAGGAGAACAAAGCUAGGCUCACGAGGCACGCUGUCCUGGGCUGGAUGCCGAGGGACCUCUCCACCUACAAGACGAAGUUUUGCCGCGCUUGGGCGAGGAAGAGAGGGAAUGGGCAGCCUCGAUUUUGCCCUCAUGGAAAUCGGUGUUGGUACGCUCAUGACAACGGGGAGCUACGCACCCCAGAUCGCCAGCAGAUCCCUAGGCCUUGUCCCUUGUACCGUGAGAAGGGGGAUUGCUACUUUUCUGUACUUGGUUUAACAUGCUGCUUUUCCCAUGCUGGGAUCCCGUCCAGGGGGAGGCAUUGAAAUUACAAGGGAGUCACUAUACAUCUGCGAUCUACCUAUAACAACACACUCUAGUCUACCAUGUCGCCCAGCCCACCAUCUUACUGUUUCACAUUGGUUGGCUGUUGAAUAUUGACUUACCAUCGAACUCAUUGUCGUUGUGCUUAUGACACGUUGUUGUGGCUGUUGGAUACUGACAAACUAUAUAUGUGACAGAACAUGCUUAUGUCUUAUCUUUUUUCUUUAUAUUUUUUUGGUUUGUGUGUUUUUCUUUAAUGCUCAUCCUUUGAUAGCUC
Messenger RNA from Oldenlandia corymbosa var. corymbosa, 806 nucleotides. NCBI's taxonomy places the organism in Eukaryota, Viridiplantae, Streptophyta, Magnoliopsida, Gentianales, Rubiaceae. The record is from the annotation of a GenBank genome assembly.